Miniopterus natalensis is the source of this 6683-nucleotide messenger RNA. The record is from RefSeq and is a predicted model, not a curated record. NCBI's taxonomy places the organism in Eukaryota, Metazoa, Chordata, Mammalia, Chiroptera, Miniopteridae.
UGUGGAAACAGGUAUGGGAAAGCAGAACCACCAAAAGGAGUGAUGACCAGCAAUCUCAUGAUAGAUCUGGAUGUUAGUUCUCAUGCCUCAGGAUAUCCAGUUGGGAACUCCACACCAGCUCUUGGGAUCAAACUUUCAUCUACUUAAUACCCUUCUUUACCUGAACUACUGACGCCAGCCCUAGCUAACUACGAAUGGCUACCCAAAGGAAACACUUGGUGAAAGAUUUCAAUCCUUACAUCACCUGCUACAUCUGUAAAGGGUAUCUGAUCAAGCCAACUACAGUGACGGAAUGCCUCCAUACCUUCUGUAAGACCUGUAUAGUUCAGCACUUUGAAGACAGCAAUGAUUGUCCACGGUGUGGCAACCAGGUUCACGAGACAAACCCAUUAGAAAUGUUGAGGUUGGAUAAUACAUUAGAGGAAAUCAUAUUUAAACUGGUCCCUGGACUACGAGAACAAGAACUUGAGCGUGAAUCUGAAUUUUGGAAGAAAAAUAAGCCUCAAGAAAAUGGACAAGAUGAUACUUCCAAAGUUGACAAACCUAAAGUAGAUGAAGAAGGUGAUGAAAAUCAAGAUGAUAAAGACUAUCACAGAAGUGACCCACAAAUUGCUAUAUGUCUAGAUUGUUUACGAAAUAACGGACAAUCAGGGGACAAUGUAGUAAAGGGGUUAAUGAAGAAAUUCAUUCGAUGUUCUACACGUGUAACUGUGGGAACUAUUAAAAAAUUUCUAAGUUUAAAACUAAAACUUCCAAGUUCUUAUGAGUUGGAUGUGCUGUGCAAUGGUGAAAUUAUGGGGAAGGAUCACACUAUGGAAUUCAUCUACAUGACAAGAUGGCGACUCAGAGGCGAAAACCCUGUUUCUCCCUUAGUUUUCACAAUCUCAGCAGUUCCAAGACUAGUAGUUCCAUUACUCCAGUUUCUCAGACCAAAAUCCCUGAAGUCAGUCCUGUUUCGGUGUCUGAACUGCUCAGCUUCGCAAGUCUGCCCUCAGGAUGGCCCUUUGUAUCAGUCAUAUCCCAUGGUAUUGCAGUAUCGACCAAGAAUUGAUUUCGGUUAGACCAAGGGGCCUAGAUCCCACUGAGAUCAAUCCUGCACUAUUUGUUUACUCAUGGACAGAUUGCACAGCGAACGGUGUGUGGACUAGAGGGACACAACCAGAUUUUCAGCAUGCAAAUAAGGCCAUUGUCUGUCUCUAAAUUGUCACUUGCAUUUAUGUUGUUUCUAUUAAGAGCAAACCAAGUGCCAUUCUGCUACUGAACCACCCGCGUAAGUUACUCGUGCUGUCUCGCAGUGUACAGGUCAUGACUGAGGCCAGCUGGGUGUGCAGCCCUGAUGCAGCCUUCGGGAUACUGUUUGCCUGUUCCAAGACUGUUCUAAUGUCUGAUUACACUAGUAAUAUAGCUCAGUCUUUGUGGUAUUACAGUUUUCACAUACUUAAUAUUUUAUUAAUUCUUGUUUAAAUAGAGUAUUGUACAAGAAACUAGUAAUUAUUAGGUCUCAAAAUUAUUUUGUAUGGGAAAUAUACUUACAAGGAUGGUUUUUGAGCCACUGUCCUGUUCUCAGUAAGCUUUCUGUGUGCAAAAUAGUUCAUCUUUUGGGAAGAAUCCCAAUUAUUCUUAACAUUAGAGCACAUUGUAAUUUUGGGCAUUUUAAAUCGUCUGUCAGUGUAGUCUACCAAUUGCACAAGGAGGGCAUGUUAGCCUCCAGAGUUGAAAAUGUGUGUGAUUCUGGGAGAACUGAACAACCAUUUGAAAUGUUGGCAGCUGAUCACACUUACUCCUAACAGAAUUAAUGUGUGAGUCAAGUUAAUCUUCUCUCGUAAUGCCUUAUGACAAGCGGGUGCUGCUUCAUGAACUGUCAUCGUGUAGCCCAUUUUAUGGAUGUAUCACUAUAUUGUUGCUCUCGUUUAAUGAGUACAUUGUUUCUCUUUUUAAGUUGGCCUUAAGUAUGUGUCACUGUGGCAUGCAGAGGGGUAUGAUGAUUUUAAAUAUUAGGAUCUUUAGAGCAGGUAACAUUAGCUAUUUUAUGGAUUUCAAAAGUUUCAAAGCAUUUGUAGAUUAAAACUGUCAGUUACCUAUCGCAUUUCCAAACCAUUUGCAAAAAUAGAAUAAAUGCACUGUAGUAGAUAAAUAUGCUAACCAAAAUUAAUGGUCUGAGGAUAUUCAUUUUAGAUCUUGUAGCAAUCGGGGAAAUGGGAUUACUGUUUUAUACAUAAAUUCAUUAGGGUCAGAGCUGUGAUAAUGUCCUUGAUUUUGCAGUUUUGUUGUCUUCCAUUCAUUUUGAGAUUAAUCUGCAAAUCAAAGAAAGUCUUGUACCUUAAAUUAUAUGAAGAACUUCAUUUUAAAUGUUUUAAAAUGUGUAUUUGUUUUCCAAAAAUGUCUUUGGAAAUUGUUUUAUUAAUUGCUUCAAAACAAGUUAACCUCUGAAACUUAGGAAAAAAACCUUGAAAGUUAGGAGAAAUAUUUAUUUUAGAAACCUGACAUGAGCACAAUCUGUGUGUUACACACAUAGUUUUUAUACUGUAUACAUGGUAGAUGUGCUACAUUUUCCAGUAAAAUGUAUCACAAAUUAAUGCCUUCUGAGUCUCAAAAUGCUUCUUAGAAGUAAAACAUUGUACAACUCUAAGAAACACAUACAAAUACAGCUAAGUCUGAUGCAUUUCACAAUACAAAAUGCUGAAAUAUCUUUUUCCAUAUAUCUUUGUUUCAUGUCAAAAAGUCCACAUUAAAGCUUUCUGUUGUUUUUGUUCUGACUUUUGUGAAAAAGGUUAUGGCAGUACUUUAAUUUCAUUUGUUAGGUUGUGUUUGUGCUGGGAAGGGCUCACAAGCAGAACUUAAAAAGCAGAUUUUUUUGGUUAAAAAUCUUUUUUAAAGGGUUGGAAUAGACCAUUCCUAUUGCACUCAGCCAAAAACUGAAUUUACUCUUUAGCUACAGAAAUAAUUUUAUGCCCUGAAUUCUAAUUCCCUGACAUCCCUAAGAAAUUUUAAAAUGUAUUAUAUUAAAAUGUUUUACAUAUGGAAGUUAAUUUUAAUUGACUUAAUGCAAAACGCACUGAGAGUGCAUUUUAAAAACCGCAAAUGAGACGUGGAUGUUUUUGGGUCCCCAGCCAAAGCCUACAACCUUAAGUGAGUUUUAUGUACACAGUCUCUUUAAAUCUGUCCUGUUGCUUCAUCAUAUGUAAUUUCACUAUUUUCCAAGGAAAUAUAUAGGAAGCAAUUAUGGAAUUUAGAAUAGUUUUAGUGUAUUAACAUUUUUACUGAAAUGCAAUGAAAUAUGUGCCAAAACAUGUGGAAACCUUACAUAAAGAAGGACAUCAGUUGCCAUUCGGGGCAAGGUGCACAUUGUAUGACAGUCCUGAGUCUUACGGUGUCACUGCUAGAACCACGGACUUCUUCACCCAGUCUCUUCCUAUCCAUUCACCUGUGACUUUCUAAGUGUGGGGCUAUUUUCAUACCUAGUAAUACACUAAAUCCCAGUUAAUUAUUCCCUAAGGUAGGUUGUGGAGUUUGCAAGAAACCAGGUAGAAAAAAAAAAGACGGACAACUUUUGUGGUUGGUUUUAAAAACUUAGGGUGCUAGUAAAACAAACUCUUUAUAUAAAUAACUUACAGGAAUAAUCAUCUGAAUCUGCAAAAUGGGAGAAUAAGUAAAACUAUGUUUUUCUUUAAUCUGUUAUUUCUUAAGCAGCAAACUGAAAGAGCUUGACGUCCAUGAAAGACUGUAACCUUUUCUUCUGCCUUGGAUGUUGUAUUAGUAACAGAGCCAGGGGGCCUUGGCUGUAAAGGCGCAUGGUUUAUAGGCACCACUUUAACUGAAGUAAUCACAUCAGUUAAUAGAAAAACCAGAACGUGGCCUUUUCUCUAGACUAACAAAGUACUUUCAAGAAGUACCAAAAAAAAUAAACUCAAAGGCUCAUUGAUGAGGUAAUAUUAGCUCAUUCAGUCUGGGGUACAGCUACCUCCGGUGAUGUCUUUUAACUACUUUUAGAAAAGUAUGUUAUUUCUUUAUUCAUUGAAAAUCUGUCCCAUACUAAUAUGCCACAUUUUAUAAAUGUAAUGAGUUUGCUCAACUAUAUUAUACACUCAAAUGUAACCUAAAUUUAAAUGAUUGUUUGAGAGGAAAAAAGGUGUGUUAUUUAAUACUAUGAACUGUUUAGCUUUACUGGAAUAUUUAAGAGAAAGUGCCUCAUUGCAGCUGUGCACAUCUGUUUUAGAUUUACUGCGUACAUCUGAGUUAUCUGUACCUGUCUCAUGAAUGACUUCAUAUCUAAAUAGGCACUUGUAAGUUAGAGUAAUCACUUUUUUUAAAGAGUUUCAUAAGAAAAUGCGUAUCACCAAAGACAUUUUACUGCUAAUCAAUAACCAUGUGGGAGAGACAGUUUUAACAGUUUGGAGGUUGGAAAUUUUUAGAUUGCAAUUUAAUUUUAUAUGAGGCAAUAACCUUGAGUGAUUGCUAAAAUAUCACCAAAGAAAGGCUUUAAAUUGAAUUUUCAUGGUGAAAUUAAUCAAAUACAGGUUUUUCUUACAGUUAGCAGAGCACACUUUCUUUCAAAUGUGCUUCUUGUUUUUCCAGCACCAUUUGACAGGUCUUAGGUAACCCUCAAAGGUGAGAAAGAGAUAAAUACAAUAGAUAGCCGCCUCUGGAGGGAAAGUGGGAGAAAGACAGACUUGGGAAAGAAAGUUGAAGUGGAGAUUUUAAAUUCUAAUUUCCUGAGAGCUCUUUUCUUCCAUGGAGGCAAUAGAAACAAAAAUCACGUUUACUUGGUUCCUGGGUCCUUAGUAACAGGAGAGAUUUUAUUAAAGACAGACUUUGGUAAAAGUGCUGGCAUGCUUGCUUGUCUAGAAAACAGUACAUUCUUUUGGACUCACAUACAUAAAUGCUUGUUCUGUAACAAAAGCAAAAUUUUCCUACAGGCCUCUUUCAACUCCCUGUCCUGUUUCUCAGUGGUUACUCUAUUGUUACUAGAAUUCAGCCACACAGCCAAUUUUAGCAAAAUGGGUCUCAGAUCUAGAGCACACACACAUCCGACUAAGCACUCUCCUCACACCGUUCUCCUGGGAGCCGUGCCGAGGCCACCUUAAAGGUGACGCUCGUGUCAUGGAGCCUCUGGAGGCCAUAGGCGAGCCUCUUGGACAGGACAGAGGCGGAGACUCUGUUACAGACCACGGUUUGUCACGAGGACUCUCCCAGCAGGCUGAGCUUGAUACAUAAGAUGUUGGUUGUAGGAGAAUUGCAGAAAUGAAGGAGUUUGCCAUAACUUUAAUUUUCUUGAUUAGAACCACAAAACCGAGAAAUGCUAUUAUUAUUUUAAGGUAUAUAUCUGUACAAUAAGGAACGUAACAUGUCUGCCGGAUGUGGCUCAUGAAGGAUUGAAAACGAUUAACUAUACCAGAGACUCUGAAACCCUUUGAAAGCACAAAAUAACCCACCAAUGCUGGUUUUACUUGAUAGAUAUAGUUCAGUAGUGUUUUGAUGGAAAAACAGGAGACUGAAAGUUCAUUGAAAUGUACGUAAAUAUACAUGACAAGGUUUUCACUGUUUGUUUUUCUACAGCAGUGGCACUUUCCCAGUAAUUUAAAAGGGAUUGUCUUCUUAGUGUAAAGUACUUGUCACAUAGUGUGUUACUUGUUCUUACUGUGCUUUCAAACAAGUCAAAUGCUUGAGCACUUCCUUUUCAGAAAGUUAUGAAAUUAAACUGAAAAGUAAUUUAAUUUUCAAUGCUCAUUAAAAUGUGUCUGUAUACCUGUUAUGCCCCUUUUCCUAGGAUCCAACACCGAGACAUUGUUCAGGAAUGCUUUUUACUUUUAACUACCUUUAAAUCUAGAAUCAAGUGGAACUGAUAUGUGUUACAUGCUGGGUCUAGUUUUCUUCCACCUUCCAGAGCUUCGUGGAAUAAGAAACGAGUCUAGUGCAAGUGAGGAUUAGCUGUUUGUGGGCAGGCUGUUUGCCCGCAGACGUCACAUCUGCCCACUGGAGCAGGAGGUCUGCACAUUGGAAAUGUGAUGGGAUCAGCCUUGUCUUGUUUGGGGUCAGUUUUCUUUUGCUGUGUUUUUUAGAAUGGGGAUGGGGCCCAAGUGUCCUUAGGAAGCUGUGGUCCACGGCAAGCGCCCGUGAGGGAGCCCCGGUGUCCUGCUGCGUCCUCGCGUCGGGCAACAACAGCGAGCACCAGUGUUGGGUAGAGUAGCCCUCACGCUAAACAAAACCACCAUAGAGUAUAGUGUACAGUUGUGUUGCUGAUUUUCCUUUGAAAUAUAAAAUAUUUUAAGCUUUUUUUUGUCAAAAGUGGUAACAUCUUAAUACAAAUAAAAAACCUUUUUGUGGUUGUAAGAUUUAGCUUAUAAAUCAUUCAAAUUGAAGUGAAAGAUUACCAGGUCAUUGUUAAUGACUUAGUCUAUUAAGAAUAUAUGUAUUUUUGUAAAGGAAAAGUACUUGUAGAUAUUUAAUCAGUACAAGAUGUAUGUCUGUUUUGCAGAAAUAAAAUGCUGCUUAGAGAUUCUCUUUAAAUAUUUUUUAUUUUUGUGCUCAAAUGUAUUUUCUGUUGAUCUAUGGAAUGUUCUGUACAAAGCUGUAUGGUCGUACUGUUGGGCUAGAAACUUCUGUUUUUUAAAAUCUGGACUUAGCCAAGUAUACUUGACCAUGUUAAAAAUAGUAUCUUUGUUAUUAAAAUUUUGAUUGCAUAA